Messenger RNA from Melanotaenia boesemani (Boeseman's rainbowfish), 12567 nucleotides. It is a transcript of the gene chd7, whose product is annotated as chromodomain helicase DNA binding protein 7. The transcript is spliced from 41 exons. The record is from RefSeq and is a predicted model, not a curated record. Gene Ontology annotation, molecular function: ATP-dependent chromatin remodeler activity; ATP binding; protein binding. The coding region runs from base 417 to 10397 and encodes 3326 amino acids. NCBI's taxonomy places the organism in Eukaryota, Metazoa, Chordata, Actinopteri, Atheriniformes, Melanotaeniidae.
GAGGGGAGGACUCGGGAGCGCGACCAGCCGAGGGAUCGAUCGGAUUAAACUCGAUUUGAGUGAAAUUAACACAAAGGAGAGAAGAGCAACGCACACUAGUCGGUGAGGUCGCGGAUGUGAGACACACCGGAGAAAUAUUUCAUGAAAAACAAAAAGCUAGAACUUUUUUCCUCUGUUUAUUUAUAUUUUAAACUGAAAGGACCACGGUGGAUCUUUUUUUCCAAGCAAACGGAGAUACUACCCUACUAACCAGGAGUUGAUUUGAUAUAAAGCCCGAAGUGACCGAGGUUGUUGGGAACUUUGAUGAUAACUAUGGAGUAGAAAGCUUCGAAUCAGCAGCUACCUGAUUAGCUCUUCACUGGACAACACACAUCCCUCCAUCCAGCCCCCUCCAUCUGUGGGCCCACCACCCAGCCAUGGCGGACCCAGCGAUGUUGAGCUUAUUUGGGGAUGAUGCAGGGCUGUUCUCAGAUGGAUUAGAUGGUUUAGGAGACUGCUUUCCUCAACAACCAAACCCUGGCCAAGCCAACCCUCUGGCCCAGCAGACCAACCCCUCUCUGAACCAUGAGCACCAGGGAAAUCGGGGUUACCAUCAGGGGAUGAUCCAUGGUGCUGGGCCUGGCCCUGGACAGCCUAAAUUGGGACAAAUGUACGACCCUGGCCCCUACACAGGAUAUGAUCAGUCUGGUGCUCCUGGAGGACGAAUGAUGACCCAGAAUGGUCCUAGCCAAGGGCCUGCAAAUGUGAACACGGCCAUGAAUGGCAUGGCUUCCCACUACCAUAAUAACCCAGCUAACCCUAGUAACCCUCACCUUGGGUACCAGAGUGAUGCUGGGGGAGGAGGGGGAGGUGGAGGUGGAGGUGGAGUUUGGGGCCAACAACAGCAGAGUAGAUCAGCAUAUCAGCAGGCACCACCAGGUGGCAGCCCUAACCAGAUGGGAGGCUACCAGAUGUCUCAAGGCAAUUAUGGUGGAAUGCAAGGUCCACCUACAUCCAGUGCAGCUCGCAUGAACCAACACUACCCUCAACAGAGCAUGGCUCCCCCUCCUGCUCAGGACCCAUCUCACUACUUGGGACAUGUUGGGAUGGGAGGAUCCCAGAUGAGACACCCCCAGCCUCAGUCACAACCCCAGGGCUUCCCCAACAUGGCUCACACACCCCGAUACCCACACUCCCCUUCCAGACAGCCUCCACACCCCCACCAGCAUCAACAGGGCAUGGCGCCGUUUGGGGGUGCACAGUACCCUGGCUAUCAGGCCCAAUAUGGUGCCAUAGGACCUGGGAUGGGCCAGGGUGCCAAUGCUAAUGUCAAUGCUAACACCACCCAGGCCAUGGGACCAGGACAACUUGGCCAGCGGUUCAACCAGGGAACAGGUUCAGCACCAGGGCAACAGGGACAGCGAUAUCCCCCUGGACCACCACACCAACCCCAGCCCCAUCAGACCCAUUCUGCCUCAAUGCAGCAGCAAGGAGGGCAGCAGGGCCAGCCUAUGCACCCCCUAAACCACCCCCAGCACCCCCAAAAUCUACCCCAGUCUCAAAACCAACCCCAAUCUCACCUUGCCCCCCCAGCUCAGGGAUCUUACCCUUCCCCUUCAUCUAUGUCCCCCAUGCGGGUUUUGGGAGCCCCAACACCGCCUCCUCAACAGGGCAGACCCCCAAGCGCAGGACUAGCUGGGCCUCCAGAUGUUGCAGGAUAUACAGCCCUGCAGUCUACACCCAAUGCUAUGACCCAUGCACAGAGAACCCCCCAAACCCCCAUAUCAGCCCCACACCCCCAACACCAGCAGCCCCACAACAUGCCACCGAAUGCAGGGCAAAUGUAUCCUGGCAUGGGGCCGCAGCGUGGUCCACAGAUGGGAACAACUAGGCCUCAGCUUCAGCAGCAGCAAGGGCCCCAUGAAGCCCCAGUCACACAGGGGGGAGACCAGCGUCUGCUCCAAGCCCAGCAACAGGCCUCUCGAAGCGGGCAGCCCAUGCAGCCUGCUUCCAUGGGUUUCCAGGGUCCUCUUAUGGGUCAACAUGGAUCCCCUGCCCCAAACCAGGGCUUAGCACCGCCCACCCAGAACACUCAACCACAGCACACACAUUUGCCCGGACACCCUCAUCACUUGCAGAGCACGCCCCCUCCCCCCAACCAGGCCUCCCACUCAUGGGCACCUCCGCCUCUCGCCUCCCACCCGCUCUCCUCACCCCCUCUUACCCCACAGAAAGUGCCUCACAUACAGCAUUCCCCCUCAGACCUGUCAGGUGAUGCCUCAAUGAUGGUUCUUGACAGGCCAACGGUCGGUGCUGGAGCCCCCAGCCAGCCUAUCAGCACAGAGAAGCCUACCGACCAGGAGACCAAGCCAAAAAAGAAGAAGAAAAAGAAAGCAAAAGUAGUUGGAGAGGAAGAAGAUGGAGGCAAGAAGACGGCAAAGGAAAUAACAGAGGAAGACGUAAAGUCAGCAUUUCCUGGAACAGGAAGUGAUGCAGGUGAACAGGUUACUGGCACAGGAAUUAUAGAAGGAAGUUCACCACCGGUGGAGGACAAGAAAAAGCGGAAAAAGAAACCAAAGGAGAAGGUGGAGGGCAAGGAGCCCAAAGAGCCCAAGACCCCGAAAACACCCAAAACACCCAAGACUCCCAAAGAGCCCAAGGAGAAGAAAGCCAAGAGCACCACGCCUAAGGCAAAGACUCCCAAGAAAACCAGCAGUAAAAAGGUGGAGUCAGAGGGUGGAGCUAGCGCUGCUAAGAAGGAUUCCAAGAGGAAGAGAGAGUUGUCAGUCAGCGAUGAUGUGGAGGUGAAGUCUCCACUGCCUUCUCCCCUUGAAGAGGAGGACGAUGACGGUGUACAGAAGCGUCGCUCAAGUCGUCAGGUGAAAAGGAAAAGGUACACAGAAGACCUGGAGUUUAGGAUUUCUGAGGAUGAUAGCGGAGAUGACUCAACAACACCGAAAUCUCCAUCAUCCUCAUCACAACAACAGGAUGUGGCUGAGGCUGAAGGGCCAGUUGUUGAGAAGAUCAUGGGUAUGCGCGCCUCCAAAAAACAGCUGGAGUCAGGGGAAGAAGUGGAGGUUGAGGAGUUCUACGUCAAGUUCAAGGGCUUUUCAUACCUACACUGUCGCUGGGCAGAACUGGAGGAAUUGGAAAAGGACAAGAGAAUACACCAGAAGAUAAAGAGGUUCAAGGCCAAGCAACAGCUUAACAGCUUCAUAACAGAGAUGGAUGAUGAGCCUUUUAACCCGGACUAUGUAGAGGUGGAUCGUGUCCUGGACGUUUCAGAGAGCACAGAUGAAAACGGAGAGACGGUGACCUUAUAUUUGGUGAAAUGGUGCAGUUUGCCUUAUGAAGACUCCACCUGGGAGUUGAAGGCCGACAUCGACCAAUCCAAGAUAGAUGAAUAUGAACGCAUCGCAGCACGCACACCCAACACUACGAGAGUGGAUCGGCCUCUUGCAGCCGACUGGAAAAAGCUGGAGGGCUCCAGAGAAUACAGGAAUGGCAACGCACUCAGGGAAUACCAGCUUGAAGGUCUCAACUGGCUAACUUUCAACUGGUACAACUCACGUAACUGUAUCCUGGCGGAUGAGAUGGGACUAGGAAAGACCAUUCAGUCAAUUACAUUCCUUUAUGAAAUGUACAUGACGGGCAUUGAGGGGCCAUUCCUCGUGAUCGCCCCUCUUUCCACCAUCCCCAACUGGGAGAGGGAGUUCAGGACCUGGACCGAGCUCAACGUGGUGGUCUACCACGGCAGCCAGGCCAGCCGGAAAACCAUUCAGGCCUACGAAAUGUACUACAGGGAUGCACAGGGUAAGAUGAUAAAGGGAGUCUACCGGUUCCACGCUGUUAUAACAACAUUUGAGAUGAUUUUGGCCGAUUGUCCGGAGCUUCGUAGCAUCCCGUGGCGAUGUGUGGUAAUCGACGAAGCCCACCGCCUCAAAAAUCGAAACUGCAAACUGCUGGAGGGACUCAAAAUGAUGGAUAUGGAGCACAAAGUUCUGUUGACUGGAACUCCCCUCCAGAACACAGUGGAGGAGCUCUUCAGCUUACUCAACUUCCUGGAGCCAGAGAGAUUCCCAUCAGAGCAGACAUUCAUGACUGAAUUUGGAGACCUAAAGACGGAAGAACAGGUCCAGAAACUGCAAGGCAUCCUGAAACCCAUGAUGCUGAGAAGACUGAAGGAGGAUGUGGAAAAGAACCUGGCCCCCAAGGAGGAGACCAUCAUUGAGGUGGAGUUGACCAACAUCCAGAAGAAAUACUAUCGGGCCAUUCUGGAAAAGAAUUUCUCCUUCCUAUCCAAAGGGGGUGCAGGAGGAGGGGGGGGUGGAGGUGGAGGAGCCAAUGUUCCCAACCUCCUCAAUACUAUGAUGGAGUUGAGGAAAUGCUGCAACCACCCCUACCUCAUUAAUGGUGCGGAGGAGAAGAUCAUUGAGGAGUUUAGGGACUCCCAUGGUGGCAGGACAGACAUGCCAGACAUGGCACUCCAAGCUAUGAUCCAAGCAGCUGGCAAACUGGUGCUCAUUGAUAAGUUGCUGCCCAAACUAAAAGCUGGUGGGCACAGAGUCUUGGUGUUUAGUCAGAUGGUGCGCUGUCUGGACAUCCUGGAGGACUACCUCAUCCAAAAACGAUAUCCAUAUGAACGCAUUGAUGGCAGAGUUCGUGGUAAUCUGCGACAGGCAGCCAUUGACAGGUUCUCCAGACCAGACUCGGACCGUUUUGUCUUCCUGCUGUGUACAAGAGCUGGAGGACUUGGCAUCAACUUGACUGCGGCAGAUACCUGCAUCAUCUUUGACUCUGACUGGAACCCUCAGAAUGACCUCCAGGCACAGGCGAGGUGUCAUCGUAUCGGCCAGUCCAAGUCUGUCAAGAUCUACCGUUUGAUCACCAGAAACAGCUAUGAGAGGGAGAUGUUUGACAAGGCUAGUCUGAAGUUGGGACUCGACAAAGCUGUUCUUCAGAGCAUGAGUGGUAGAGAGAAUGCCAACAGCGGGGUCCAGCAGUUGUCCAAGAAAGAGAUUGAGGACCUGCUGAGAAAGGGUGCCUAUGGAGCUCUAAUGGACGAGGAAGACGAAGGCUCAAAAUUCUGUGAGGAAGAUAUCGAUCAGAUCCUCCAGAGACGGACCCACACCAUCACCAUUGAGUCAGAGGGCAAAGGCUCUACUUUUGCUAAGGCCAGUUUUGUUGCAACAGGAAACCGAACCGACAUUUCUCUGGAGGAUCCGGACUUUUGGCAGAAAUGGGCCAAGAAGGCUGAGUUGGACAUGGAUGCCAUUAAUGGCCGGAAUACUCUUGUUAUUGACACGCCAAGAGUGAGGAAGCAGACACGACACUACAGCAGCGUCAAAGAGGAUGAAAUGCUGGAGUUCUCAGAACUGGAAAGUGAUGAGGAUGAACCCAGCAAACCUUUAUCCAAACAGCGACGCCCUCAAGAAAAAGCCCAGGGCUACCCCCGAUCUGAGUGCUUCAGAGUGGAGAAGAACCUGUUGGUCUACGGCUGGGGAAGGUGGAGUGACAUCCUGGCUCAUGGUCGCUUCAAGCGCCCUCUGAAGGAGAGCGACGUGGAAACCAUCUGCAGGGCCCUCCUAGCCUACUGUCUGCUGCAUUACCGUGGAGACGAAAACAUCAAAAGUUUCAUUUGGGACUUGAUCACCCCAAACGAAGACGGGACGAUGAAGACUCUGACCAACCACUCUGGUCUGUCUACUCCUGUCCCCAGAGGCAGGAAGGGGAAGAAGGGGAAGUCCACAGCGCCACCUCCACAGACUCCACGAGCUGAUUGGCUAGCCAGCUGCAAUCCUGACCACUUACUGCAAGAAGAUAGCUAUAAGAGACACCUGAAACAUCACUGUAACAAGGUUUUGCUGAGAGUGAGAAUGCUGUAUUAUCUGCGACAGGAAGUCAUAGGCGACCAGGCGGAGCACAUCCUGGAAGGAGCCGACACUAGUGUGCUGGAUAUCUGGAUUCCUCAGCCGUUCCAUGCUGAGGUCCCAGCUGACUGGUGGGACAGCGAGGCUGACAAGUCCCUUCUCAUCGGCGUCUUCAAACACGGCUAUGAGAAGUACAACUCCAUGCGUGCCGACCCCACCCUGUGUUUCUUGGAGCGAGUGGGCAUGCCAGACGCCAAAGCGAUCGCCGCUGAGCAGAGGGGCUCUGACAUGAUGGCAGAUGGUGCUGAGGGUGAGGAUGAGGAUCCAGAAUAUAAGCCACUGCGUAUGCCCUUCAAAGAUGACCUAGACGACUUCACUAACUCUCCACUGGAUGACAAAGAUGACACAGUGGAGGGUGAGACUGAAGUCAAAUCGGGUGAAAACGGUCAGUGUGCACCAACUGUGGGCGGAGCUUCUGGCUCCAAUGAGCGACUCUAUUGGCCUGCUGCCUCUGCACUGACAGCUCGUCUGCGUCGUCUCAUCACGGCUUACCAGCGCUCCAACCGAAGAGAGCAGCUCCGCCAGGAGGCACUCAACCGACCUGAUGGUCGCAGGCGACGACGCAGGGAGUUCCUGCCUUCUAUUGCCAUGGUUCCUGAAACAGGAGGAGGAGCAACUUUUAUCCAAGAUGGCUCGGGGGUGUUCAUGGCAGAAGGAAGCCCGUAUCUGGCAAAAGGAACCGCUUACUUUGCCAAAGGUAGUCAGUUCAUGCCAGAGGCUUCGCCAGUGUUGACCGGCAGUCCUCUGAUGUCUGAUGGAGCCAUGUAUUACAAAGAGAGAAGACAAAGAUGGACGCGACGUGAGGAGGCAGAUUUCUAUCGUGUUGUGUCAACCUUUGGAGUUGUCUUUGACACCCAACGUCAGAAGUUUGAUUGGACACAGUUCAGAGCUUUUGCUCGGCUCGACAAGAAAACAGAUGAGAGCUUGGAGAAAUAUUACUACUCAUUCAUUGCCAUGUGUAAACGGGUCUGCAGAAUGCAGAUCAAGACUGAAACAGAACUCCCAGAUCCAACCUUGAUCAUCGAUCCCAUCACAGAGGAACGAGCAUCUCGCACCCUGUACCGCAUUGAGCUGCUUCGUCGCAUCAGAGAGCAGGUCCUCCCUCACCCUCUGCUCUCUGAACGCCUCAAGCUCUGCCAACCCUCCCCAGACCUCCCAGAGUGGUGGGAGUGUGGACGCCAUGACCGGGACCUCCUCUUGGGGGCCUCUAAGCAUGGUGUGAGCCGCACAGACUAUCACAUCCUAAAUGACCCAACGUUAGCCUUUCUGGAGGCACACCAGCGCUUUACCAGUCAGCGAGGCACAGGUGUUGGCAUAGGAGCCCAGGGAGAGUUCACCAAAGCUGGGAUGGGAACUUCAGAGACAACCUGUGCUUCGCUUCUCACACCCACAGAGCUUGCAAGUGCUGAAGCUGCUGCCAAAAUUGCUGUUAAUGCAGCUAAAGAGGAGGAGAUAGAAGGGAAGGACAUAAAGGUUGAGGAAGGGAAAGCGGAGAUGGAGGUAAAAAUGGAAACGGAGGACGUCGAUGCCAGUGACAUUCCAUGUACCAAGACUGAAACCCUUGAUGAACAAAAGGAAAAUCAGGUAGAUGUAAAAGAAGGGAAAGAUGAGACAGUUGCGUCACCCCCUAAGGAGGUCAAGACAGAAGAGCCCCAACCAAAGGUAGAAACAAGCGAGCAGGAAGCGCUGAAAGAGGAGCAGAUUAAAGAGGAUGACAAGAUUUUGAAACCAACAAAUGACCAAGACAAAGGCUUGAUAGAGAAAACCAGCUUGAGUCCUGAAGACUGUCUCGACAACCAGGACACGCACGCCGAGCUCCCAGAACAUCCAGACUCCUCUCCUCAAGCACUGCAGGGCCGCAAGACUGCAGAGGAGGAUGAUGGAGAGGAGAAAGAGAACCCAGAGUCUCUUAAAUCUCCAAAGUCUGCUGACACAGAGAAGAGCCCAGAGGAGGAAGAUGAGGAGCGGAUGGAUGAAGAUGACAAAUCUGAAAAAUCUUCUCAAGCUGAAGCGAGUGCUGCAUCAGAGCAGAAGAACUUUGAUGAGGAGAGUAUUGCUUCUCUGAGCACGUCUGUUCGGGACGAGACCAGAGAUGGAUUCUGCCCUGAUGACUUACAAGAAACAUCUGCACUGCAGGCCUUACAGGAGCGAACUUACGGCUUCUCAUUCUGGCCUAAGGAUCGAGUGAUGAUCAACAGGAUGGAUAAUAUCUGCGAGGCAGUCUUGAAGGGCAAGUGGCCUGUCAACAGACGCCACAUCUUUGACUUCCCCAGCAACCUCCUGCCAGGUCAUGGAUCCACAGCAAGCACAGCGGCUGUAGCCAUGGUGACUGAAAGCCCGCUGCAGAGGCGGAGCCUCGCUGAGCUGACAAUGGCUGGUAUCCAUACCCCAUACAGUGGAAGUGAGGAUAAAACACUGUCACCCCAUGUUCAUGAGGAUGUUCUCAGUCUGACUGUGCCUCGACAGAGGAGGAGGAGAAGGAGGAAGAUCGAGAUUGAGGCAGAGAGGGCAGCCAAGAGACGUAAUCUAAUGGAGAUGGUGGCUCAGCUGAGGGAAAGCCAUGCUGCUGCUGAGACUCAGAACCAGGCUAUAGACCUCACCAAGGGAAUGCACCAUCAUCACAAGGCCACCCCCUCAUUGGCUGGCUUCUCCAGUGGCAUGGUGACAAACCCUUCCCUCAAGGCCCAAAUGGAUUUGCUGCAAAUAGCUCCUCCUUCAGGGCACAGAGCCAACGGUUCGUUAGAGGCUGACCUCCCCAUCAUGAAAAGGAGGCGGGGCCGCAGGAAAAAUGUAGAAGGCCUUGAGCUGCUGUUUAUGGGCAACAAGAGAGCAGGAGGGGAUGACGCUGAUGGGAUGAAGGUUACAGGUGUAGAUGGGGUUCAGGAAGCUGCCCGUUCACAAAGACCCAUUACCGUCCCAGAGCAGAGCCCCAGUGCUAGAUCUCUGGCCUCUGGCAGCCUGGACGAGGAAGAGGCAGCAAUUUCCAACAAAGAUCUAGGAGAGUGGCUGAGGCAGCACCCAACAUACAGCAUGGACAUGGCUGGAUUUACACCAAAGAAUGAGGAGUUGCUGCUGUCGCAGUUUUCUAAGCCCAAGCAGAAGCGCCACCGUUGUCGAAAUCCCAACAAGAUUGACAUAAACACCCUGACUGGGGAUGAGAGAGUUCCUGUGGUCAACAGACGAAAUGGGCGCAAGAUGGGUGGAGCCAUGGCUCCACCAAUGAAGGAGCUUCCCAGGUGGUUAUUGGAGAACCCUGAGUUCUCUAUCGCUCCUGAUUGGACAGACAUUGUCAAACAAUCGGGUUUCCUCCCAGAAGCCAUGUUUGACCGCCUCCUGACAGGCCCUGUAGUCAGAGAGGAGGGUGUGCGUCGUCGAGGGCGGCGGCCCAAAUCUGAGAUUGCUAAAGCAGCUGCUGCAGCACAGGCAGCAGCUGCUGCUCAGGCUGCACAGGCAUCACUGGUUACUGCUGCUACAUCUGCAGGAGGAAUCAACCCUCUGCUUCUGAACAGUCUGUUUGGAGGGAUGGACUUGUCUUCUCUCCAGAGUCUCCAGUCUCUCCAGUUGGCUGCUGGUCUGAUGGCCUUCCCACCUCCCACCGACCCCAAGCAGACUGCUGCCUCCAUGCUGCCUCUCAUGCUGCCAGGUAUGGGAGGGCUGCCCAAUAUGGCCACCGCCCUCCCUAGCAUGUUCAGCCUUGGGGGGCUAUUCGGCAGUAACCUGGCGACAGCCGCUGCUGCCACCUCUGCAUCCGUCGCCGCAGCAGCAGGCAACACCAACGGAACAAUGGAGGGAGAAGACAGUGAGGAGAUGAGGAAGAGGGAACGGGAGGAGAAAGAAGGAGAUGGUGACAAGGGGCAAGAGGAGGAUGAUGAGGAGGCAGAGAGAAAUGAGGAGGGAGUGAAGAAGAUGAAGAAGAUGGAGAGUAAAGGUGGUUUAGAAAAAAUGGAGAGAUCACUUUGUGAUGUCGCUGCAGCUCCUAAGAUCCAAGCUGCUGAUUCUGCAGCAGAGGUAUCCAUUAACGGAGAUGCAGCGGCCCUGCUGGCUGCUGCUGGCAUGUCUGCCAAUUCCCUGGCAUUUAACCCCUUCCUCCUCUCCACCAUGGCCCCUGGCCUCCUCUACCCCUCCAUGUUCCUGCCCCCAGGCCUCGGAGGACUCAGCCUGCCUGGCUUCCCCACAGCCUCCACCCUGGCCGAGCUGCAGAGCGCCAUGGCUGGAGCACUGGGAGGUAGUGGCAUGACCUCAAACCCUCCCAGAAACGAGCAGGAGGACAAGAAAGGAGGGACACAACCUACAGAAGAAGAAGAGGAGGAGGAGGAAGAAGAAGAAGAGUGUGAAGCAGGAGGAGCAGAAAGUGACUUGGCAGAGGAGAAAGAGGGUGGAGCAGAGGGUGAAACAGCAGGUGAGGAUGAGUGUGCUGUUCCUGAGGAAGGAAGGAUGGGAGGAGAGGAGGAGGCGGUAGCGUCUCCGCAAAAAGGCAAGAGUGACUGAAGCAACAGGAAAAAAAACUGACUGGCCUUGAACAUUUCCUCCCCUCAGACCACCCCUCACCACGUUUACACACUUCUACCAGAAAUAUCCAAACAAUUAUGAACUGUUUUCUUUUCUUCAUUCUUUUGUUGAUUAUUUUUUUCAGUCUGUUUUGCCAUGUGUAUUUACUAAGCGUCAGAGAGGACGAGGUGUGUUUGUGUUAAGUUAAACCUCUCUGAUCAAUAGUUUAGUCAGGGAAAAUCCUCAGCAGCUCACUCAGAGCUCAGCUCUUCUUCAAAGACUGUUUCUUUCUCUGGUUGGCCUGUGUGCGCUGUAAACUGUUCACCCACGCUUUCCUUUUCCACAAUCCCUCAAAUAGGACUUCUCAAGUUUCCGAUAGUACUAUUAUUAUUAUUAUCAUUAUUAUUGCUGCUUUCAGCUCAUGUCUUUUUUUAUUUUUGCCUUUCACUUUGUCUGGACUGUUUUGUUGUUGGCAACGUCUCAUCAAAACAAGAAGAAACGCCCGUCGCCGGUGCUUUUUCUAACAUCAGUUCUCAAAAAGAAACAGCAUUACAGCUAACCCGGCUGUCUGUCUGACAAAGCUGCUGCAAAAGGAAUUGUGGGUAAUGGAGUCAUACUGCUCUGUUUCAGAGCAGGAUUAUUAUUUGUCGUUAGUUCUCACAUAUCAGACCAGGUAGACUCUGAUGAGGAAAACAAACCAGGCUGGCAUAAAGCUCGGUCUCUCACACACAUCUAAAUGCAUACUUGAUUGUGAGCUGCACCUACAUGCACACACACACAGAUGUACAUUCAGGUGUCUACCACUACACACACACUAACCCCUUCUGUGACUGUUGUCCCCAUAACUGUUUUCCUUUUGAGUGUAUGAAUGUGUGUGUGUGUGAGCUUGUGUGCACGCUGAACCAAUACUGUUAAACCCAGUCCCACACUGAAUACCCGUUUCAAGUCUUUCCACUGCCACGUUUGAAUCUCUUUUGGAGACGGCUGGUUAUUUUUUGGUAAAUGAGGUGGCAGGCGGGCUGGGUCUGCCACCAGUCAGGUCUUCUGACUGGUCCGCCUCAUGAUCCCGAAACCAGCCGUCCCCGUUCAAAGUCCUCUGUGAAUGAAUUUGGAGCGACGGUCCGCACAGGGAUGUGAUGUUUCAGGUUUAUUCUUUAAAGGGUGGGGGGGGGGACGACAUGUUUAUUUUCCUCUCCCCCUGUCGCUGCCACAUUAAAUAUUCUUUUACUUCAUUUACAUCCCGGUAGUUCUAGACCAAGUGCUGCUCCCUAGUGACCUUCUGUUUUAAAGACUGUUGCUCUAGUCACACACACUGACACCAGGCCUGGCCAAACAGGACUGAGACACAUUUUUUCAACCGAGUUGGAAAUUCACUAGUUUGUACAUGAAGUUCAACUCUGGUCGCUGAGUUAAGUUUGUUUUAAAUACUUGAAAAGCGCAAGUGGCGCUUGAUUUGAUUCCCCAAAGGCCAGUUCAAGUGUCUGAGAAAAAUCAUCAAUCAAGUGCUGCAAGUGGUUCAAAUAUUUGAAAGUACAUUCAAACACACACGCUGUGGCCAGGUCUUAACGUUUGCUAUCACAGCCAACCCAGCAGAUGCAGGGAGAGAAGCGAGUCAGAGGGGGAAAGAUCGGUUCUGGCUCUCUGGAGUUCCCCGUCAAAGAUCCUCAUUCUCCUCUCUAACGCUGAGACAGCAAUAACCAAGGCAGCUUUUGAAUGUUCCAGCAUCACUCUCCCAACACACACACACACACACACAAGUGUCGUAUGAAUAGAUAAAACUAAAACUGUAAAUGAUAACGUAAGAACUGCAAUCGAUUUUUCUCACUCUGUUCCUGUUGAUGCACUGGUGUUAAAGAGUUAAAAUAAUCAGGUACCUUUAUUACUUAGCUACUUUUCUUGAGAAAAAGAGGACUUUUUGUUACUUUUAGCCAGCAAGCUGAAGAGCAUUACCUCAAAAUUCUUAUCUAGCCUUGAAGUUUACAGACAUACCAUGUAAAUGUUUUUUUUUUCACUUUUUUUUUUGUUUUUGUUUUGUUUUUGUUUUGGUGUGUGUCUUUUUGUGUGUUUUUGUUUUUUUUUUUUUUUGUUUUUUUGGAGACAUCAUGUAUGAUGACUUGUAGCUAUGAUGCUUUUAAUAAAAGUGAAUCAUGAUAUUCGCCUAGGAAACCAA